AUGACGCCAAACAGCGAAGAGCGCAGCCCUCGCGGUGUCCUCGGCGUGCCGAGAAGGACCGCAUCUCCGAGUCCAGAGGAAGCCGAGUGUAUCGACAGCGAAGAUGAAGACAGCGAGUUGGACAGCCAGAGCCUCAGUCGGAGUGUCGCGUGGAUCAAAGCCCUCCUUUUUGCUUCCCUGCCGCUUGACGAUUUCCACCUGGGGCUAACGGCCUUGCAUCCCGACGCCGGUGAGCCAAGCCGCUCCUUCAUGUACAGAGACAACAUUUCCUCCAUUCUCAAUCGCGUCGCUCCCGCGGCCUACAAGGUUCCGCAGCUGCUGGUGUCGAUCAAGACGUCUUCGGCUCGGCCGCGGAGUGCUGAAAGCGGGACUGAGAACGUCGAAGAGGCUUUCCUGCACGUGGCGGACCCCACAGGCGAGAUGCCGGCCGCGGUGCACAGGCGGGUCACGAGCCUCCACGGCGCGAAUCUCGUGUCCGGAUCUGUCCUCCUUCUUCGCGAUGUCACAGUGUUUCUCUCGGAUUGUCGGAUGCCUUGCCUCGCGAUCACGCACGCGAACGUCGUACGAGCUUUCUCGCCCGAAGAGUGGACGGCUUCUUUUCAGACGGCCUUCGGUGUCGAGCGUGACAAGGAAAUCCUGACCCAGGCCUCUCCUGAGGAUCAACGAGGGAAGGAGCCCAGCGUUGCUGCCGGUCCUCUCGGAGGCAGAGUUGAAGAGUCGUCCCUUGCAGGCGUCGCAGGAGCUUUACCCGCCGAGUGUCCGCCGACCCCGCGCACGGAUCGUCGAGGCGAAACACAGAGGACGCAGGGGACAGCCAGUGCUGUGUCUUCUGCGACGCACGUCAAGGAAGAGAUGCGGAACCUCGGCUCCGUAUCUCAGGGCGGUUCUUCACAAGCGCCAGCUGGGCUGCUGUGGAACUCACAAAACCCGCCUGUAGACGACACCUCGUUGCUGAUUGAAGAUUUGGAAGGUGUAGAGGAUUGUGACGCCCCGCCUCGCAUUCACGAACGUCCACCAAACGCAGCCCGCACCGCACACUCCGUCGUCUCCAGCACGCACUGCACGUCGUCUCGGGCCGUCCCCGUUUUAGCCAGUUCCAGCCUGCGUAUGCAUGCGCCAAUGCCGAACAAAACAGAUGUGGCAGAGCGGCGUCUCUCUCCUGUAGAAGCGCUCGAGCCAGGUUUAGGUGCUUCAGCGGUCUCUUUCGGCCAAAACAGUCAGGCGAGUGCGACAGACGGGGGAGGCGGUCGCCGUUCUUCGAGCGGCCUUGACGGAAACUUUGGCGAAGACCCAGCGGCGGUCGCUUCCGCCGGAUUGAGCGGCAUCGAAAUGUGCCGAGAGGCUGGGCGGGGAAGUUCAGUCGAGGCUGUGGACGGAAAGACAGAGAGGGGCGCAGUGGAGAGGGGUGUCUGUGGAGAUGCCUCUGUGGAGCAAGCGCGGGGGCAUCGAGAAACUGGGAAAGAUACACCUUUCUGUUCAACUGAACAACUGGACGAGUUGCUAGAUAUUCUUCUGGAAGAGCCCGAGAGAAGCGAGUCAUAA
Neospora caninum is the source of this 1542-nucleotide messenger RNA. RefSeq lists its product as hypothetical. The transcript has 9 exons. The record is from RefSeq and is a predicted model, not a curated record. The coding region runs from base 1 to 1542 and encodes 513 amino acids. Gene Ontology annotation, biological process: recombinational repair. NCBI's taxonomy places the organism in Eukaryota, Apicomplexa, Conoidasida, Eucoccidiorida, Sarcocystidae.